AUGUAUCUUUUUGGUAAUCUUUCUGAAUUUAUUGGUUUCACUCUGUCUCCUUUGCCUCCUAUUAUACUGAUUCUUUCAUGUGAACGAUAUUGCUACAAACAAGAGUAUCUCGUUACUGUUAUGAGAGCUAUCAAAAGUAUGAUCGUUAUCACCAUCCUCUUGAAAGCUGAUUCUAUUCGUUGUUUUCAGAUCACUUCUUCUCGGGGCCUACUUAUUUUCUAUCGACGGUAUUUUCACCCCAUUUCGGUGGUUGAAAAGAAGAAAUGGAAAAAUGAAGACCCUCCGGCUCUGAGGCACGGUCGCCACGCAUCAACCCAUCCAGGAUGUGCGCGACGCAAAAGGAUAGUAUCCAGACAGCAAGGAAGAGAGACAGACAGCAAGGAAGAGAGACAGACAGCAAGGACAGACAACCAAAGGCACAACGAGACCAAGAACAACGAGGAACACGGGGAAACAAGAAUCACAAACAAGGAUGAGAGUGUUCUGUUGCGUGAACCAGAAGGUUGGUGUCUUUUGGUCGUUUUGUUAUUGAUGGUAGUGAAGCAACCCUUUUGUUUGAGAACGUUUAAAUGGUACGAUUUGACUCUAUAUGAAAGCAAUACUAAAUGUGCAAAAACACCUCUGGUUGAACUUCGAAAACGACAGAUUGCAACUAAUAUUGAAAUGACUACUUUCUUGCCGUCCUCUUCAUCAACAAUCAAGAUAUCAGGAUGUGAACCAGAAAUGGAACAAACUCUCAAGGAUGCACCCAAUAUGCAAGCAAAGUGUAUUAUUAUGGCAGGAUUCUUUUUUUUUUUUUUGGAACAAACCUUGAUCAAUGCCAAGGGUAGUUUCUGCAUCAAGGCACUUCCAACAAUGGUUAUACGUCUUAUUUGA
Halteromyces radiatus is the source of this 876-nucleotide messenger RNA. RefSeq lists its product as uncharacterized. The record is from RefSeq and is a predicted model, not a curated record. The transcript is spliced from 10 exons. The coding region runs from base 1 to 876 and encodes 291 amino acids. NCBI's taxonomy places the organism in Eukaryota, Fungi, Mucoromycota, Mucoromycetes, Mucorales, Cunninghamellaceae.